GUCUUGAUCGAACGGCCAGUCUCAUCGACACAUGAAAAUAUAUCGAUUAUUAUUCCUACGAUAGUUGCUUAAGAGCAAUGUAUGGUUUGCCAAAAGCGUCCAGUAGGAGUUAUGGUUACGCCACAUAUGAACACCUUAUUUGGUGCGCGAUUCAUUACUAUUUGAGAAACGAUUGAAUGUUUUUCAAAUCAUUGAGUGCCGGCUUUGUCAGCUCAGAUAAUCUAGUUUCCUAUGAUUUUCAUCAUAUUGAAAAGCACAGUACUCCAGUUAGAGAUGUUGUUUCAGACAUGUGUUCAUAUAGAGAACACAUACUGGAUAUCCAUCCCAUAUGGUUAAAGCGAACAUCGAAAAUUCUCUUCUUGGCAUAAAUACAAGGAAAUACAUUGUCUCAGGUGUCCAUAUAGUUGACAAAACGGUCCGGGUUCAAUGAUCCACUCAUGCAGCUGGUCAAAGCCCUGACACAAGCUAGCAAGUGGUCCUAAGAACCUACAGCCGUAGUCUUUUAGCGUGACUAAUACUAAUCACGCGUGUUUAAAAGAACAUAGGAAAUUAUAUUUAUGGGGUCGAUGUUAUUUAUCUCUGUACGUUCCGAUGUGUUUUGCGGUGUUUCGGUUGUUAUGGUUUAAUGACGACCCCAGUUUCUAUGAACUGCCAUUGUAAUUUUCUUUGAAUUCUGCAAGAGUUCAUUGAUUAGCCGAUAAAUGUUAAAAUAAAAAAAAGCCGAUAAAAAGUCUUUGACGAUAACAAAAAGCUUUUAGAUAAUAUGCUUUACGUGUCGUAUUAUGCUGGCUUAGUUAUUGCUUACUCUUGUAUUCUGCCAUCUUUAUUGAAUCUUGAUCUUUAUUGUCGGGCAUUAAUUCCAUCUAAAGUCAGAUUUUUGCUAUUGCAAGGAGUUAAAUUAUGUCAGUUUAUUUAAUGAUAUUAGUUACUAAAAGCCUGAUUUGUAAUAUAUUUCUCGUUUCGAUGAGUCAGACCAGUCUGGGAGAAGGGUAUAGAGAAGAGAAAAUCAUGUAUUUUAAGAAGUAGCACUAUUUAUCAACAAGAUACGCGUUUUGUGGCCAGAAGCAAACUGAGAUUUGUCUCAGAAAGUAGAGGUUCGAAUUAACCUGCAUCUAUAUAUUAUCAAUUUAUGUAAAAUACACCAGAGUAUAAGCUAAACGAAGUCAGCGUUACUGAGACCAAUUCCAUAUUUAAUGCUAUCCGUCUUUCAAUCAAUGAUAAUAGUUUUUCUAGACUUGAUUUUUGACAAACACUUUUGGCGUCAGGGAUGUCCACCCAUGUAAAUCAUGUCAAAGGUAGAUCAUGCCCUGACGCCUUCCGUCAGUGCAUCCGUAUGUUGCGUCUUAUAGCGUCAUCAUGGCGUUUGCCCGUAUAUUCUCUUGUGUUUGUCUACGCCGCAUUUAACUCACUCAAUUACUUUGUAUCGGCCUACUACUGUCAUGGCUGGCGUUCUGCUAUGCCGUCACAAUAGUGCAACUUCUCUUACGAGCAAUCUUUCCUAUCCUUACCCCCGAACAAGCCAACAAAUAGCGGGGCUAAUUUGACGUCUGGCCAGCGUUUAUUGCUCUCAUCUGUGGUGAUACGGAACAGACAGAGUUACGGAUCUGCUCCGUAGUACUUAGUCGAAUUUUUUCAGCAUCAGGCAAAUAAGCGGCGAACGUAUGUAACAACGAAUUAAAAAAGCAAGCGAGUAACGGCCAUUUCGCUGCAACAAUCCGACUCCAUACCAUUGUACAUCGACAACUUCCCCACUUCUGCUACUGUUGCUUCUGCAAAAGUUACAGCAGCGUUAAUAGCAGUUGCUGAACCGUAGAAGUUCGCCCUUGCCGCGGCACUUCUUGAAGCGCUGUUUCGCUCCGUUACAGCUGCUGUUACUCGGUGACGCUUUACGUCUUUCUUGUUGGUUGGCGAGCAGCCAUUGACUCUCGCCAAACAGCGAGUGUCGCCCAGUCGCGAUGAUUGACGGCGAGAAACAACUCUUCUGCGCGGACGCCGCCGCUGCCGCUCAGCCCCGCUGCAGUUCUCGAUUACGAACAAGUACCGGCAAAUGAUUUCGCGGGUGCUGGUUGAUCAUUUACUUUAUACGUGUCCGUCAAGGAAAAAUUGUGUAGGCAAAAUCAAUCUAACGCUCUAUACCAUUAUGCCGUGCCCAUUCGUUAGCCGUUUAACCACAGCCUACGUUAAGAAGUAUGCAUCACCCCUCAUUAGCAUGUAUCAGCGGCAAUGUCCGUACCUAGCGCGAUCGGUCAGUAUCGCAACAGCUUGCAGCCAACAGGCCAGUGUGGAAAGCCUGAAGCAGUCGGAGCCGUUCACCUGUCCUGUGGAUGAGGUGAAUCGCUGCAACCGAUGCCCGUUUUUGGCAGCUAAUAAAACGGCGAUUAAGUCUGUUUCAUGCCCUGAUGCCGUUGAAUUCGCCGAGAAACCUGUGCUAGAUGUUGAUAUCGCUACCGAUAAGCUUGACUUCAACUAUGAAAGUCACUUCCAGUCGAUGAUCGCUAAGAAGAAAAUGGACCAUUCCUAUCGCGUUUUCAAAAAGGUCAACCGAUUGGCUAAGCAGUUUCCCAAGGCAACUGAGCACACAGAAAUGGCUGACAGCUCAAAACCAAUCACGGUAUGGUGUUCCAACGACUACCUGGGCAUGUCACGACACCCAAAAGUUAAGGCGGCUGUACAGGAGGCACUCGAAAAACAUGGAGCGGGGGCUGGUGGCACUCGAAACAUCUCCGGCAAUUCGUUGAUGCAUGAGAAUCUCGAAAAGGAUCUGGCUAAACUACAUCAAAAGCAGGCCGCUUUAUUAUUCACUUCGUGCUUUGUGGCGAACGAUACAACUUUAUUUACCCUAGGAAAACUCGUUCCGGGUAUGCACAUCUUUUCCGAUGCUGGAAAUCAUGCCUCCAUGAUUCAAGGCAUUAAAAACUGUGGAGCGCCAAAACAUAUAUUUCGCCAUAAUGACGUUGCCCACUUGGCCGAACUGCUCAGUCAAGUACCGAAGUGGGUACCGAAGAUUGUUGCGUUCGAGAGCGUGCAUUCGAUGACUGGUGAUAUUUCACCGAUGGAGGAGAUUUGCGACUUGGCUCAUAAACAUGGAGCCAUGACGUUUAUUGAUGAGGUACAUGCCGUUGGACUGUAUGGUGACCAUGGCGCGGGCGUAGGUGAACAGCGCGGAAUCCUCGCUAAGAUGGAUGUCAUUUCGGGAACCCUAGGAAAGGCUUUCGGUAACAUCGGUGGCUAUAUAGCGUCGACCUCAAAUUUCGUCGACUUCAUACGAUCGUACGGCGCAGGUUUCAUUUUCACAACAUCGCUACCACCAACAGUUCUUUGUGGUGCUCGGGCCUCGAUUGAAAUCCUGGGUGAGGAUGAGGGACGAUUACUGCGACGCCGCCAUCAACAAGUGGUCGGAUAUACCCGGGAACGACUUAGAGCUGUUGGCUUGCCUGUUUUCAACUCGAAGUCGCAUAUCAUUCCGGUACACGUAGGAGAUCCGGCAGCGUGCACACGAGUCAGCAACGAACUCAUGCGGUUUGGACAUUAUGUGCAGGCAAUUAAUUAUCCGACAGUUUCCCGCGGCGAGGAACGACUACGUCUAGCGCCGACACCUUUUCACGACAAAGCAAUGGUCGACCAAUUUGUUCUGGACCUGUGUGAGGCCUGGCAUAUUGCCGGGUUGGGUCUCAUGCCUCCACAGCAAUCUGUUCAGCAAUCUUAACAGUUUUGGAACUUAAUAAAAACUAAGUUAAUUUUACUUCACUGGACUAGUGUUCUU
Messenger RNA from Varroa destructor (honeybee mite), 3763 nucleotides. Its product is annotated as 5-aminolevulinate synthase, erythroid-specific, mitochondrial-like. Gene Ontology annotation, cellular component: mitochondrial matrix; mitochondrion. Lineage: Eukaryota; Metazoa; Arthropoda; Arachnida; Mesostigmata; Varroidae. Gene Ontology annotation, biological process: erythrocyte development; heme biosynthetic process; hemoglobin biosynthetic process. The record is from RefSeq and is a predicted model, not a curated record. Gene Ontology annotation, molecular function: pyridoxal phosphate binding; 5-aminolevulinate synthase activity.